AUGAUGUCGCAGUGUAAGAACGCGACGCCAUUAGGGACUGGAUUUGUGGCUCGACUGGUGCUAGCGGUUUUGGUGGGAAGUGGAGUUCAGCAGGUGAAUGCCAGAACCAGAUUCCGACGACAAGAUGUUGCCAGUCCUGAUGGCGUGUCAUAUUGGCCAGACGGAGUCAUUCCUUAUACCUUUCCAUCAACUUAUACUGAUGACCAGCGGAACAGCAUACGAGUUGGCAUGGCUCGCUGGGAACAACAGACAUGUAUCAAAUUUGUACCGUGGACUAGUGACAUGCAACAACAGUUGGGAGCAACCCGUUACCUAACGUUUAUCAACGGCAUAACAUGUUUUUCCCGAUAUGGUAUGUUCCCUCUUCAGCCUCAGCCCAUCUCUAUAGGAGCCAACUGCAUGGGUAUGGACAUGAUUAUUCACGAGCUGGGUCAUGCUAUAGGGAUGUUACAUACAAUGGAACGGAAUGACAGAGACACGUAUAUCACAGUCCAGUACGAGAAUAUCAAUCCUGACUCCCGUUGGAACUACGACACGGUCGCCAUGAAGGGCCGAACAUACCCCUAUCAUGGCACGCCUUAUGAUUAUAAAAGUAUUAUGCACUAUGGACCAAAAUACUGGUCUGUUAAUGGGAAGCCCGCCAUGCUGACAACAGACCCAGCCUACCAGUCUGUCAUAGGUAAGGCCAAGACGAUCAGCUACUAUGACGCCGUCUUUGUAAAUCGUGCUUACAAAUGUACAGAAAGGUGUGAGUCUCAAAAUCUAAGCUGUGAAAACGGUGGAGUAGUUGGCGCCACAUCAGACAGGAAGUGUUUUUGUUUAUGUCCGGACGGCUUCAUGGGAGAAUUCUGUCAGACACCUGUACCGGGAUAUCAACACAUCGUGAAAUGGGAUUGUGGAACAUCUUGGGACUACGCUAAUGGUAACUGCUAUCAGUUUUUCCCGUCCGUAUCUGUAGAUUAUGACAUAGCUACAGAUCUAUGUGCCAACCAUGGUGGAAACGUAGUAUCGUUUAAAAGUUCUGAAGAAGUGAAAUGGCUCACUACUAGAAUAGAAGAGAAUUUUCUGAUGUCGUCAGUUACAAGUUUCUGGGCAGGAGUUAAACGUAAGACUGGUGAUACAGCCUACCUCCUUCCUGAUGGCUCCUUAUUUGAUGCAAGCCUCAUGCCACUUCACGAGAUGGGCACCAGUGACGCAGAUGGAUGCGCUACCACUAAUGGCCAAUCCCUGAUCGUAGGAAGCUGUGAUAUGAAAUCGGACAACGGUGUAAUCUGUAUGAAAACAUUCGAUGCAGAUUGUGGAGGACGUUAUCGAUUGACUUCAGCCUCUGUAUCUAUAAAAUCUCCCGGGUUUCCUGAUGGCUACCCUUCUUCCACGACAUGUCAGUAUGUUCUGCAGGCGAACAGUGGGAUGAAGCUUGAGAUCGUUAUAGACGAGUUUGAUAUUUUAGAAUCAACCAAUUGUGGAAACGAUUACUUAGAGGUUCACUUGACAAGCAAUAUAACUGAGCGAGGUCAAAUACAUUGUGGUUCCUCCCUGAUGAACAAAACCUUGAUUUCUGAGGGAACUCUUGCUAUUCUAACUUUUAAAAGUAAUGCUCGGGAUUCUGGUAAAGGUUUUGAAGCUACUGCCCGAGCUAUCUCCAUGAGAGAUGAAACAGAAAAUGUAGACACCAGUACCCGUAGCUCCGUGUUAAGCGGGUUCAUAUUUGACAACAAUGACAAUAACAAUACAACAACAGAUUCACCAGAAUCAAUAGAUGCACAUGCGUCUUUUCUUCAAGUGUUAUGGAAUAUGUUUGGUUCCAUAACUGUGUCAUCUAUACUCUGA
Messenger RNA from Ylistrum balloti, 1830 nucleotides. Its product is annotated as blastula protease 10-like. The coding region runs from base 1 to 1830 and encodes 609 amino acids. The record is from RefSeq and is a predicted model, not a curated record. Gene Ontology annotation, molecular function: zinc ion binding; metalloendopeptidase activity. The transcript has 14 exons. Lineage: Eukaryota; Metazoa; Mollusca; Bivalvia; Pectinida; Pectinidae. Gene Ontology annotation, biological process: proteolysis.